UAGGUGGUUUACUUAUAAAAGUCGCGCUAAAAAUCUCUGCUGUGGAGAAAUAUUGGAAUUCCAAGAGUAAAAAGUUUAGAAACCCAAAAUGGAAGGCUUAAUCAACGUGCUUUUUUGCGCCACAAUCAUCUCCAUGGCAACCAUAAAUGGUGCCUUAGCAACACCGCCAGGAAGGGGAGGGAGCAGUCAUGAGAGAGACGACUGGGGGAAUCGAAACUAUGGUUACCCCGGCAACGUCCUGAGUUACCUCCAGUCCCUGGACCAGAGGUUGAGACGUGUGGAGAGGGACGGCUGUCUCUCGGGGUAUUUUUACCAGACUGUCUGCAGCGACAACAAUGGUACCGCCGUGGGCGUGACCGAAUGCACCGAGUCCCAGUUGACGUACUACAAUGUCACGGUCAUCAACCGGCCCGUCCAGUUCACCUCCCCCUUCCUCGCCCCUCCCACCGUGGUUGCAGGGUUGACUGGGUUGUUCUUCUAUGCUGGAGGUGACUUGCAAGUCCAGCCUACCGGCGUCAGUACAUCCGGUUUCAACGUUCGAAUAACGCUGAAGGGAAUACUGCCGUUUGACCUGAAGAUUUUUUGGAUGGCAUGCACUAAAGCAACGGCUCCCUUUGGUUAAACAUACCAUGAUGGUGGUGGGGAGGGAUUGAUCGGCUAUUCACAGACUCGAUUUUUUAAAAAUACAGGUGGGAUUGUUGAUAAUUAAAACGUGUUUAAAACUGUCAAGAAGAUAGCUUAACGGCAGUGUUUCUUCCAGACUAU
This is a messenger RNA of Physella acuta, 765 nucleotides long. RefSeq lists its product as uncharacterized. Lineage: Eukaryota; Metazoa; Mollusca; Gastropoda; Physidae. The record is from RefSeq and is a predicted model, not a curated record. Gene Ontology annotation, biological process: cell adhesion. Gene Ontology annotation, molecular function: carbohydrate binding.